CUUCACUGUUCUUGCACGAAAAGGGAUCUGGGGUGACAGGAAAGUGAUGACUCAUCUGACAUCUGGUUGAAUCCUUUUUAUUUGCCCUUUUGUUGGCCUUAGGCUCUGAUCCUGGGAACAUCCGUGUUGCAUUUGGGAAUGUUUUUAUUUCACAGAAGACACACGUGGAUUGCAGUGGGACUCUGAUGAUUUAAAGGUCUGAUGCGUGUGGCUGUCUGAUAGCUCUCUGUUUUCCACAAUCCUUUGACUAGAAAAAGAAAUCAAAGUGUGUUUUAAUCAUGCUGACCAGCCAGGGACAGGUACCUCUUCCCUUUGGUUUGUGUCUCUGGUUCUGUGUCUUCGUGCCUUGCUUGAAAGGUUCUGCCGCCUGUGCCUCUGAAGAGAGACUCUUCCACAAACUGUUUUCUCAUUAUAACCAGUUCAUCAGGCCUGUAGAAAACGUUUCUGAUCCCGUCACGGUGCAUUUUGAAGUGGCCAUCACACAGCUGGCCAACGUGGAUGAAGUCAACCAGAUCAUGGAAACCAAUCUGUGGCUACGUCACAUCUGGAAUGAUUAUAAAUUGCGCUGGAACCCAAUGGAAUAUGAUGGCAUUGAGACUCUACGUGUUCCUGCGGAUAAGAUCUGGAAGCCAGACAUUGUUCUCUACAACAAUGCUGUUGGUGAUUUUCAAGUUGAAGGCAAGACAAAAGCUCUCCUUAAAUAUGAUGGCAUGAUAACCUGGACCCCACCAGCUAUUUUCAAGAGUUCCUGUCCUAUGGAUAUCACUUUUUUCCCUUUUGAUCAUCAAAAUUGUUCUCUGAAAUUUGGUUCCUGGACAUAUGACAAAGCGGAAAUUGAUCUUCUAAUCAUUGGAUCUAAAGUGGAUAUGAAUGAUUUUUGGGAAAACAGUGAAUGGGAAAUUAUUGAUGCUUCUGGUUACAAGCACGACAUAAAAUACAACUGUUGUGAGGAGAUAUACACAGAUAUAACCUAUUCUUUUUACAUUAGAAGAUUGCCAAUGUUUUAUACCAUUAAUUUGAUCAUCCCCUGUCUCUUUAUUUCAUUUCUAACUGUGCUGGUCUUUUACCUUCCUUCUGAUUGUGGUGAGAAGGUGACACUUUGUAUUUCAGUUCUGCUUUCUCUGACUGUGUUCUUGCUCGUAAUCACGGAAACCAUCCCGUCCACAUCUCUCGUGAUCCCACUGGUGGGUGAAUACCUGCUGUUCACCAUGAUCUUUGUCACCCUGUCCAUUGUGGUGACCGUGUUCGUGUUGAACAUACAUUUUCGCACCCCAACAACACACACCAUGCCCAAGUGGGUGAAGAUGGUUUUCCUCCAGCUGUUACCCCAGAUCCUGAUGAUGAGGAGACCUCUGGACAAGAAGAGGGAGAUGAGUUCUGAUAAAAACUCCAAAGGCAUUUCCAGUAGGUCCACCAAAGUCAACUUUGACCAUCGCAGAGAGACCAAACUUCCUACGGCAUGUUGCCGCUGUCCGAAGUCAACUGAGCUUGCCACCGGCAAGAGAAGAUUAAGCCAUCAACCUUUACCAUGGAUGGCUGAGAGUUCAGAGCCCUCACCUGAUGUCGAAGAUGUAAUUAAUAGUGUUCAGUUCAUAGCAGAAAACAUGAAGAACCAAAAUGAAACAAAGGAGGUAGAAGACGACUGGAAAUAUGUAGCCAUGGUGGUGGACAGGGUCUUUCUUUGGGUAUUUAUAAUUGUCUGUGUGUUUGGAACCGCGGGGCUCUUUCUGCAGCCGCUGCUGGGGAACACGGGAAAGUCUUAAGGAUGUAUUUUCCUUUUAGCUUUUGAACCUUACAGAUGCUGUAUUUGUUCCAUGCUCCGACCAUCAGGAAAGGGACGUAAAGGUUUCUGUCCAAGUCCCCCAUUUACUGAAGCUGAUGGCUAGAUGGAGAAAGAGGACUUUAUUGCAAAUCAGGAGGCUAAAUGCCCUCCUUUGUAGCACAGGGGAGUGCCUAAAGAUGUUUUAUAAUCCUGGAGCCCAGAGUUGGCAGCAUCCACAGGCUUCUCUUUUCUGGAUACGUCUGACUUCCAGGAGCAUGAAUGACCAUGAAAUCAACCAUGUAAUCAACAUCAAACCACAGUAGAACAGAGUACUCUAGUACCUCCAGUUUCCACUGCUUAUCAUCAGACAUGGAGCUCCAGCUUGUGCCUUGCGAGCUCCUGUAGCGCUGGGGAACUAUUACACGCUUGCUUCCUUAGGCAUGCCUCUGGGAUGUACUUAGACAUGUCAACAUUAUUUGAUAUAUUAAUAGGCAAAAAGUAAUAGAUCAUCAGGGUCUAACCCAGCAGGCUGCAUUAAUUAGCCUUCAUCUGACAAGAAACUUAAGUGGUAACCCAGCACUGUGCUAGGCAUGGCAAAGGCUGCCAUUCCCAAGUGCUUGCAGCUUUUUCAGAAAAGUCAUAAACACAGAGAUCUCUAGGACCAGGCAGUGCAUGGGGAAUGUGCCUAGAGCAGCCAGAGUGGGACAGCAUGACGUGUUGUGGCUGUGAAGGACCUUUUACUGAGGGUUAAAGAUGUGGCUGUUCUUGUCCGCUGUUUCUGUCUGUUAGUUGUAGCUAAGGCUCCAAAUAAAGUUAUUUCUUCUGUAAGACAUUGUGUUCUGGUACCUUUUGGAGCAAUACCAUCUCUGAGAGGGACACUUUGGGAUUUCUGUUUCAUUCCACUCUAAUUUAUCUUCAUGUUUGUUGUAUAAAUAUUAUUGUAAU
Molecule: messenger RNA, 2707 nt
Organism: Mustela erminea (ermine)
Lineage: Eukaryota; Metazoa; Chordata; Mammalia; Carnivora; Mustelidae
Gene: CHRNA6
Product: cholinergic receptor nicotinic alpha 6 subunit
Exons: 6
Coding region: 279-1763 (494 amino acids)
Biological process (GO): nervous system process; regulation of membrane potential; signal transduction
Cellular component (GO): postsynaptic membrane; synapse; neuron projection
Molecular function (GO): transmembrane signaling receptor activity; acetylcholine-gated monoatomic cation-selective channel activity
Source: RefSeq, a predicted model, not a curated record